Molecule: messenger RNA, 711 nt
Organism: Zeugodacus cucurbitae (melon fly)
Lineage: Eukaryota; Metazoa; Arthropoda; Insecta; Diptera; Tephritidae
Product: 40S ribosomal protein S12, mitochondrial
Exons: 2
Coding region: 186-629 (147 amino acids)
Biological process (GO): translation
Cellular component (GO): ribosome; small ribosomal subunit
Molecular function (GO): structural constituent of ribosome
Source: RefSeq, a predicted model, not a curated record
GUGUUUAGUUGGUAAGAAGAAGAAACUACGCAUUGUGGAUAUUUAGGUAACUCAGCUGUUUGUUAUAUUUUUAUAAGAAAUUGUUAGAUAAGUUGUUUUUCUUGAAUGAAAGUACAUUGAAAAAAGAUCAGAUAGUAAAAUAUAGUAGCUAACAUAUUAUAGCAUUAACAAUUACCGGAGCCACAAUGAACUUUCUACGACAAACUCUCAGCGUUACGAAACAGUUGUCACAAAAAGUGCUUAAUGGCAACCUGCUGCAGUCUAUACAAAAUGGCAGUCUAUUCGAGCCGGCUUGUCGAAUGGCGUCCUUAAAUCAAAUGCAUCGCACUGGUCCACAUUAUAAAACACGUCAACCACGACAGCCACUUGAUGGCAAACCAUUCGCGAAAGGUGUUGUCCUCAAAACACUCAUCAAAAAACCAAAGAAACCUAAUUCCGCUAAUCGUAAAUGUGUGCUAGUACGCUUAUCUACCGGCAAAGAAAUGCUUGCUUAUAUACCCGGCGAGGGACACAAUUUACAAGAGCACAACAUUGUGUUGUGUCGUGUAGGCCGUUUGCAAGAUGUGCCUGGCGUGAAAUUGAAAUGUGUACGCGGCGUAUAUGAUUUAGCGCACGUUAUCAAGAAGUAAAGAAAAGUGGUGGCACCUAUUUUCCUUUUAAAUGUUAUGAUAUGUACUACAUGAAAAAUAAAAUAUCCUUUAACAAAGUAAA